This is a messenger RNA of Kwoniella mangroviensis CBS 8507, 540 nucleotides long. RefSeq lists its product as uncharacterized. NCBI's taxonomy places the organism in Eukaryota, Fungi, Basidiomycota, Tremellomycetes, Tremellales, Cryptococcaceae. Bases 1 to 540 code for a protein of 179 amino acids. The record is from RefSeq and is a predicted model, not a curated record. The transcript has 3 exons.
AUGUUUAUCCAAGCUUUACUUGUUCCUCUUCUCGCCACAUUGGCUAUUGCCUCACCCGUCACCCCAAGAACCGAAGAGGACGAAUACAUCCGAUCUGUUUCCAACCCCAAUCUAUAUGUGACCGUUCAAUAUGGAUAUGCAGCCCCCGGAACCCUGGUAGCUAUGACAGGGGGACCGUCGAAACAGUUCCAAUUCUUCUCUGUCGCCGAUCCUCAACAAGGUCAAAUCAAGUUGAUUUCUGAUGAAACCAUGUGUCUGGAUGCCGAUACUUCCAAUGGCAAUGGUGGGAAAGUGACCAUUGAAACUUGUGAGGAUGGAAAGGAUUCGCAGGUGUUUACCGUUACUGCGGCUCCAGGAAAUCCGGCUUAUUCGAGAUACGCAAUUGGUUUAGCUCAAGCUCAAUGUCUCGAUGUUGUCAAAGAUAGCGUACCGAUUGAACGAAAACCAUAUGGUUCUCAGAAAGACUUACAAACAUGGGAAUGUCAUGCUGGCGAUCACCCGGACGCCCAGCAACAAUAUUUUGACCUCGUUUCCGAGUAA